Molecule: messenger RNA, 4226 nt
Organism: Paramisgurnus dabryanus
Lineage: Eukaryota; Metazoa; Chordata; Actinopteri; Cypriniformes; Cobitidae
Gene: c1galt1lb
Product: core 1 synthase, glycoprotein-N-acetylgalactosamine 3-beta-galactosyltransferase 1, like b
Cellular component (GO): membrane
Molecular function (GO): N-acetylgalactosaminide beta-1,3-galactosyltransferase activity
Source: RefSeq, a predicted model, not a curated record
AUAGUUGACCGAGCAUGGGGUUCAGAUUCCGGAAGCGAUCAAAAAGAUUUGUUUAAUAAGACGACAAGACGGAGUGGCACGGGUGUGUGUCAAUGUUCGUAAAACAAGGACUGCCCGUGCGUAACUUCUAAAGGGGUUGGCUUAAUUUUUCCUUUCAUACGGAACCGAAGUAUCAACAUCGGCUUUACUUCGUGAACAUCUAGUAAGCAAACACGUCGUUAGUUAGCUUAAAAUAAAACGUAAUAUCAACCCGAUUUGGUCAUGAGUUUAAAAUAAUGUUAAGGAACUGCUACUCUUUUUUAUUUAUUUAACGUUAGGUCAGACAAUUCUGGGUUUAGUGUUAUGUUAACUCUUUGAGUUGGACUGAAAUGGACUCGGAAUCGAAUCCUGCAGUUUUUCUCACUUCUGUUAUGGAGGAAAUCGAGUGUCUGUUUUUCUGAGGUGGGAGUCUGGAUAUAGAGCUCGUCAUGAAACCUCUAGGCGCGCGAUCCGCGUUCUACGUGGGCUUCAUUGUGGGCACGUGCAGUCUGUACCUGUUCCUGCGUCAGGUUGGGUACACGCAAAACCAGGUGUCCCCUGUUUCAGGGGGCGACUUGACAAGUUUGAAGAAGAUGAUUGAAGACGAAAACAAGAACUGGAAGAAGGAGAGGUUGGCUCUGUUCAACCUCAAUCAUCCGCAUCAUAAAGGUGAGGAUGGGACACUGGCUGACGCCCUUUAUAAAAAUGUCCGUAUUCUGUGUUGGGUUAUGACCGGUCCAAGUAACCUUGAGAAGAAAACUCGACACGUCAAAGCCACGUGGACUCGUCACUGCAACAUUGUGGUGUUUGUAAGCUCCGUAGAUGACCCAGAUUUUCCUACAGUUGGUGUGAACACCAAGGAGGGCCGGGAUCAGCUGUAUUGGAAAACCAUAAACGCUUUCCACUACGUAAUGGAGAAAUACGGGGAUGAGGCAGACUGGUUCAUGAAAGCGGAUGAUGACACUUACGUGAUUGUAGACAAUCUUCGGUGGAUUCUGGCCAAUCACUCGCCAACAGACCCUAUAUAUUUUGGUCGCCGGUUUAAGCCCUACGUUAAACAGGGCUACAUGAGCGGCGGUGCUGGAUACGUCCUCAGCAAAGAGGCUCUGAGGAGGUUCGUGGAAGGGUUUCGAACCAAAGUGUGCACACAUACCUCCUCAGUGGAGGACCUGGCCUUGGGGCAGUGCAUGGAGAAGAUCGGUGUUGUGGCGGGAGACUCCAGAGACACCAUACAAAGAGAGACCUUUCAUCCUUUUGUACCCGAUUCCCAUCUCACUGGCUCAUUUCCCAAGACCUUCUGGUAUUGGAACUACUGUUAUUAUCCCAUUGUAGAGGGACCUCAGUGUUGUUCAGAUCUGGCUGUUUCUUUCCACUAUGUGGACGCAUCACGCAUGUACCUGCUGGAGUACUACACUUACCACUUGCGCGCUUUUGGUUACAAAUACCGCUAUCAACCCCCUGAACCCAAAAUCCGACAAAUCGAUAAUCCAGUCCCAGACAAUGUGGAGGUCAGGGACUCAAAGGAGCAAAAACAGGAGGAAGAAGCACCACCACCACCGAAUGAAGAAAACAUAUCCAAUGAACAAGAGGAAAAACUAUAGCAGCAUUUUGCUUAUAUUGUUAUAAAAUGACAUUUGAAACUUCCGAAAGAAGUUUUUGAGAUCGCUCUGGCUUUCUGGGAGUUUUUUUCUAUUUCUUUUUGAUUGUUUGGAUGAUGUUGAACUGGUAUCAUUUGAAAGGGUGUUUCUUAUAAUAAUGCAUUUGUAUGUGAAUGUUUAAAUCUAUAUAUAUAUAUAUAUAUAUAUAUAUAUAUAUAAAUAUGUUUGACAGUACAGAAUUAUAUUAAAUGAAGGUUGUAGACCCCAGAGUGUGCUCUGCUUGGGAUGUGAUUUUAUCUCUGAGCCUGCCUUAACAGUAUACCAACAUGGCGUCAUUUUUCCCACAAGCACGAUUUGCACUCUGUAAAUGUGUCUGCAUUCCUUGGCAUUAAUUUUUAGGAAAAUUUUAUUUUAUGAACAAAAUCUAAAUCUGCGUCUCUGUGCUAUGCCACAGUCAUAAGGGCACAGCGUCUGUCAUGUUGGAAAGAAAAGAGGCUUUUAUUUUCUUCUGUUAGUUUCCGCUGAAAUAGUGCCUUUGCUCUGAUCCGUGUGUUUCAUUUAUAUCUAGACAAUUUUUAUGGUUUCCAAUAGGGAUGCACCGAUGUAUCAGCCUUUAAUUGGUAGUUCCAGAUAAACACAAAAUUUCCCACUAUCUGACCGAUGAUCAGGGCAGGUGCGUAUCUAAUUUCCACACUCAAGAUCCGGCCUUGUUUUAAAGUACGUCUGUAACAAAUUUGCCAAAGGUGUGGUGUAGAAUUUUAGUUCUUUUUAUUGUAAUCCAAGUUCAACAUUUGCUAUGCCACAUAAAGAUACCAUAAUUCACUUCUGUUAAGCUAAAGCCACUGCAGCUUUGCUCAAAGAUUUAUUUGGCUGGCCCAAUAGUUGCUCUUGAGCUCUUGGGACAAAGGUUUUCAAUUUUUUACCAGUUCUGAAUGUAAAGCCUUGGCUUAAUUCAGAUGUUUAGUGCAGCAACACCUUAAGUACUUUGUGCAAUCUUUGCCUGCAUAAUGUUUCUUUCUAUACAUAAUUACUCAUGUGCUCAUAUGAAACCCUGAGCCGAGGCAGCUGGACUAUUGCUCCUUUAUCUGUCCCGAAAACUAAUGAAGAAUGUUCUGUUUUAAAAAUGUUGUUCAUCAGAGGACUGUACAUUUAUCUUUACCUUUUUUUGACAGUGUACUGUAUUAAGUUGGACACUUGGCACAAUUAUGAAGGAAUUCCAUUGACGUUUAUUUAAAUGAAUAAACUAAAAAUAACAAGCAUUGCUUAAAACACACACAUUCUUGGUAAAAUGCUCCUUUGGCAUUAACUUAGACGUGAUACAAAAAUGGUUUGGAUUUAACCGUAAACUAUUAUUAGGGUUGGUUUCCCCGACAGGGUUUAUCCUAUUCCCAGACUUAAAUGCAUAUUUGAGCUGCCUUCAUUUUAAAACACCUCACACCGGCAUAUUUUAACAUAUGUCAGUGCCGUUAUUUUGUCUCAAGAUGCACACCAGUAUUAUUUUUUCUAAGGUUUGUUUGUAAAAACUUGAAUAUACUAAUAUAAUUAAGGCCGAGGAUUAAUCUAAACCCUGUCCAGGAAACCGCCCCAUUAUGUUGUCUGCUUAACCUCACCACAUGGGAUCGUCUAUGGUAUUUAAAAAUGUCUAAGGUAUUGCUGUAUACUGCUGAUACAAAGAGCUGUCCAUCUAGGGCACAAUCAAAUAGUUUAGAAGCACCUCAUGUUUGCUUAUAUUUUUUGGGACUUUAAUCAAAUUGUACCUUAGCCUUUGGCAAAAAAGCUAAUUUGCAAACAUUCCAUUAUCCCCAAUUUGCUCAAAUUCAAAAUACACAGCAGUAGACAGGAAUCUUGCAGUCUUAUAAAAUAUUGUCUUGUUUGAGGAGGAUUGCAGAUUUAAAUCAAGAGCUGUUGUGGUAUUUAAAUAUUAUUUGCCUUUAUUAUUAAACAAGUCUGAGUCAGAGUGACAAGUGAUUAAACCUUACUUGGGGCAAAAUAAUCUGUGAAACCACACUUUUGUCAUUGUAAACGAUUGUUUUCCGGUUGGGGUUUUGCAAAGUGCAGGGAAAGUCCACAGCAACGUGUCUGAAUUAAAGAAAUGUGUGUGCUUGCUUUCACAUAUCGCGUCUUUUGCGCGCUCAAGUUCGUUAUUUCACAUGUAGGCGCGUCCGCAUCGAGUUAAAAACAUUUCAACUAUUCAGAAUGCCGCAAGCGGACCGCAGGUCAUGUGACAAGAACCAACCAACCAACGGGCGCGGUUUUAGACGCGAAAUGUGAGCCUACCCUAAUGCACAUUUUCCAUUAAUGGCAUUUCUAUUACUACUGUACUUUUGGAGGUGUGUAGGGAUGAUUAUUUAAAGACUUUGAUAUGCAAAACUGUUUGUAAGGUGGUCUUUCUACAAAGCUUCUUUUCAGUUUUCUUUCAUGCCCUGUGUUGAAUCCAAAGGUACUUGCUUUCCUUUCUUAUUAUCUCAAUUGUAUGUACAAAAGGAAUCUUGUACAGUACUUCCAUAGCAAUCUUUUAUUUAUAAAAGGGUGUGUGAGACAAAUACGUGACAAGAAGGAAUUUUUGCAAUGAGGAACGAUAACCAGCAAAUUAAAAUAUUUCACAUGAAA